ACAAGUGCUUUCAUUCAUCUCUUUCCCGUUGCAAAGUGGCAUUAUCGAAAAUUUACGGUACAUCGUCAGCUGUUUCAACGUCACGUCAAAUUUAUUUCUCUAACCCUCGUACGACGCUCGAAGUUACGAUACAUUUAUCGCAAGAAAUGAAUGAAAUCUAAGGAAAACAACGUUGUUGCACGGCAGAGAAAUGUGUGAUUGUCUUACGCAUAAAGGGGACGGGGACAAAGAUGUCCUGGAAACGGUGACGCUCUUCAGGAAAUGUCCGAAACCGUAUCAUCCCGGUAAAGAUAUAACCAGGCCGUCGAGUUGCGACUUGAUUUCAGAUAAAAACGAUUGGAUUCCAAUUGAUUCGUCGCAAUCCGAUCUCGGAUACACGAUCUGCGAUCAGAUCAAGAGGCUAUCGAGCUCGAGCAGCUACACCAGUUCCUCGAAAACGUACAAGUUCGUCAGCCCUCGAGAAUGCGAGUGUUUUCGAGGAGAAGGCGAAGAGGAACCGUGCCGUGCUCCGGUGAUCGCUUUCGAGCCGUGCGUCGAAGAGGAGGAAGUCGAGGAAGAACCGGACGUGGAGUGCACCCUGAUGAUCGUAAAACCGGAAGCGACGGUAUACAGACAGCAAAUCGAACGUCGUAUAUUCGAGGAAGGCUUCGAGAUUCAUCAAACGAGAUGGCUGCAACUGACCCCGGAACAGGUGUCUGAAUUUUAUUCAGACAAGUACGGGCAGUUGAACUUUGCGCACCUGGUCGCCUACAUGGCUUCCGGUCCCAUAAUCGUACACGUUCUGGCGAAACGUCGAGCCGUGGAAGAAUGGAGACUGCUGAUGGGGCCGACAAAAGUUACCGAAGCCCGUUUGUACUAUCCUGAUAGCAUAAGGGCUAAAUACGGCAGGAGAGGCGCAGAUUUUCAGAACGCUGUCCACGGGAGCAACUCUCGAGAGGAGGCUGAACGAGAAAUUCACUUCUUCUUUCCCGAAUUUAUACUCGAGCCACUGCUAAGAAAGGAAGGAGCAGUCGAUUAUUUGUGGGAAACGCUCAACCCAGUCCUCGUGGAAGCUCUAGCCAUGUGUUGCAAAGUGAAGCCAGCAGACCCUGUUUUAUGGCUCGCUAAUUGGCUGAUAUCGAACAAUCCUAACAAGCCAAAAUUGUCACAGGACCUCACGAUCAUUCCGACGUAAGGGCCAAGAUU
This is a messenger RNA of Osmia bicornis bicornis, 1185 nucleotides long. Its product is annotated as nucleoside diphosphate kinase homolog 5-like. Lineage: Eukaryota; Metazoa; Arthropoda; Insecta; Hymenoptera; Megachilidae. The record is from RefSeq and is a predicted model, not a curated record. The transcript has 5 exons. Gene Ontology annotation, molecular function: nucleoside diphosphate kinase activity. Bases 191 to 1174 code for a protein of 327 amino acids. Gene Ontology annotation, biological process: negative regulation of oxidative stress-induced intrinsic apoptotic signaling pathway; UTP biosynthetic process; CTP biosynthetic process.